UCCCCGGAGCUCCGGGAGCGGCCAGCGCCUCCUCUGCCAUUCCCCUGUCCGCGCCGGGCCGCCCGUGCCCGCUCGUUGUUUGGAUUCCAGAUGGGGAAACAUGAAAGUCAUCACCUGUGAAAUCGUGUGGCACAAUAAGGAGCCGGUUUACAGCUUGGACUUCCAGGCCUCGGCAGGGGUGGACACAGCCGUGAGGAUCUGGAAAGUGGAGAAAGGCCCGGAUGGAAAAGCCAUCGUGGAAUUCCUGUCCAACCUGGCGCGCCACACCAAGGCCGUGAACGUCGUGCGCUUCUCUCCCAGCGGGGAGAUCCUGGCCUCAGGAGGGGAUGACGCCGUCAUUUUGCUGUGGAAGCUGAAUGACAGCAAAGAGUUGGAGCCGUUGGUUUUUCAGGAUGAAGAUGAAGCUCAGCUCAACAAGGAGAACUGGGCAGUCGUGAAAACUUUGAGAGGCCACUUGGAAGAUGUGUAUGACAUUUGUUGGACCUCAGAUGGAAAUUACAUGGCAUCUGCUUCUGUGGAUAACACAGCAAUCAUGUGGGAUGUCAAUAAAGGACAGAAAGUUUCAAUAUUUAAUGAGCACAAGAGUUAUGUCCAAGGAGUAACCUGGGAUCCUCUAGGCCAGUAUAUUGCAACCCUGAGUUGUGACAGGGUCCUGCGGGUUUACAGCACCCAAACCAAGCGAGUGGCCUUCAAUGUCACCAAGAUGCCAUCGGGGUCAGGAGCUGAAGGAGAGGCGCGGAGCUUUCGGAUGUUUCACGAUGACAGCAUGAAGUCGUUUUUCCGCAGGCUCAGCUUCACUCCUGAUGGCUCCUACCUGCUCACUCCAGCUGGCUGCGUGGAAUCGGGAGAGAACGUUACAAACACCACCUAUGUUUUCUCCAGAAACAAUCUUAAAAGGCCCGUGGGUCACCUGCCCUGUCCUGGCAAGGGAACUCUGGCUGUUCGCUGCUGUCCUGUGUACUUUGAGCUGAGAGGAGCCUCUGCUAAAGAUGAAACCAAUCCCAAAUCGCCCCCUGCCCUGUUUAACCUCCCCUAUCGAUUGGUGUUUGCUGUUGCUUCAGAAGAUUCUGUGCUUUUUUAUGACACUGAGCAGUCCUUCCCCUUUGGUUAUGUCUCCAACAUCCACUACCACACCCUGAGUGACAUUUCAUGGUCCAGUGACGGAUCCUUCCUGGCCAUUUCCUCCACGGACGGGUACUGCUCCUUUGUCACCUUCGAGGAGGAUGAGCUGGGAACACCCCUGAAGGAAAAGCCCCAGAUCCAUGUCAGAACUCCUGGUGCAGCAGCAGCAGACAAGAAAGCCAAGAAGAGCCACAAAGUGAUUUCCCCAGGCUCCAGGCUGGCAGAGGGGACCCCUCCCAGCAAGGAUCCCCCAGUCCAACCCCGAACCCCCAGCACUGCUGGGAAGGAGCUGCCUUCCACCCCUGUUGGCAUCAAAACCCUUCCAGUGCCAUCCCCUUCCACCCCUGUUGGCAUCAAAACCCUUCCAGUGCCAUCCUCAGAGGAGAGGAGAAGCAGCCAGGCAGCCACCCAGAGCAGCAAAGCCCCCCAGCCCAGGAGGGUCACCCUCACCACUCUGCAGUCCUGUUUCAAAACACCCAGGAGAAUAAACCUGAUUUCCUUGAAGCCAGACACCCCAGCCUCUGCAUUUCCAGACCCAGCUCCCAUCCCUCCUUCCUCAGAACAGGAACAUGAGAGUCCAUUGCCAUCUGAUGAGAGCCUCCAAGCUCCCCCAGCACCAAAACGUGCCAGGACUGAGGAAUUGCCCCUUCCUGCAUCUGCUGGAGACCAAACCAGCUGUGAGCCCAACAAAUAAAGGCUGAGCAGACCCCUCACAGCCUGAAGUCAAAGCAGCCAUGUCUGAGUACAUUUCUUCUUGCAAAAAUUCAACCCUCAAUUCCCAGUUCAAGUUCCCUGUGUGUAUUUGAUGUAGAACUGUGAAGAAACUGCCAGUAGAAGACCCAGGUUUCAGGAAUGUGGUUCUGCAGCAGGAGAAAUAGUUGGGAAGUGACUCCAAGAAUAAGAAAAUCAGGGAAAUCUGGGGAUUGAAAAUCCAUCCAGUAAGCUGUGAGUCUCCUCAAUCCAUGUUUAGAAAGCAUUAUGUCUUCCAGUAACUGUCUGGCAAAAAGAAUCAAAUUUUUUCAUAAGAUCUGACAUGCUUCAAGACCUAAAAAAAGAGGAAAUUGUGUCAUUCCAACAUUUUGUUUUAUUUCUUGUGUAAAACAGUGUUCACCAGUAGCUGAUUCACUGUGAGGCAGCAGCAAAGCUCAGGACUGGGAUGUGGAAGCAGAAAAGGGAAGAUUUAACUGCAAGAAACAAGAAAGCAAAAGGAAGAAAUCCUCUGAAGAGCUGCUGUAAGAAUGAAACAGCAGAAAGUUCUCACUUGUUUAAUUUCUAGACUUAAAUGCAGGUGUUAGAUUUUCCUGAGGCAGCAGGAUUUGAGUGUGUACAUUGAAAUUUCCCCUUUUUCCCCAACUUAACUCCCUUAGCCAAUAAAACACAAUCCAGUGGAUGGGAAAUUUCUACACCUAAAAUUUCUUUUUAGCAUUUAGUACUUCAUAAAAGCAGAAAUACAAAUGUUCCAGAAGUCUCACAGGGAGGAAAUAUUAACAAACACCUCUGUCAGUCCUUCAGGCAAAUGAACUCUUGCCUUCAGUUAAAUUUCAACAAUUAAUGAGCAAAAAGUUGUUGGAAACUUGGUGGGAUCUUUGUUUUCUUACUGUGAUGAGGAUGGAUCUUCGUUAGACUUAAUUAAACCUGGGCUUUUUUCUAGUUAAGAAUUAUAAAGAGUUUAAUUACAUUUAUUUCUCUGGCUUGCUUGUAGAUCUUUUAAAAGAUGAUUUCUGUGUCCCUAUUUCUGCAUUUUUUUUUUAAUAUCAAUCAAUUUUCUCCAAAAAAAAAAGUUUAUUUUCCUUCCAGAAUUAGAUUUGCUUGAGGAAAAUUAGUCCAUGCCUUGAGAGCAUUUCUCAGUUGGGAGAUGCAAAAUGAUCCUCCUGAAAUUCCACAGGCAGCUCCAGCUUUUCCAUGGAUGGCUUCAGCAUCUUUCUGCAGAAUGGGGAAGCCCUGUGGAUCAUCAAAAACCACUUUGCCGUGGAUAAAAUCACACGUGGACACCUGAAAAUCCAAAUAUUUCUGUGAGCCUCUGAACUGAGCAGGAUUUGUUCCACAGGGAUUUAGAGGUAACUGCACCAGGAGUUUCAAAUACAAUUUGUAAUUUUUUACAUGGGUUUAAGUGGAGUUUGCAAUAUUUCAGACAGGUUUCAAAUAGAAUUUGCAAUUUUUUACAUGAGUUUCAAAUAGAAUCUGCAUUUUUUUAGAUGGGUUUCAAAUACAAUCUGCAAUUUUUCAGAUGGAUUUCAAAUAGAAUUUGCAAUUUUUCAGAUGGAUUUCAAAUACAAUCUGCAAUUUUUUAGAUGGGUUUCAAAUAGAAUCUGAAAUUUUUCAGAUGAGUUUCAAAUAGAAUCUGUAGGCUUUUAGAUGGCUUUCAGGUAGAAUUUGCAAUUUUUCAGGUGGGUUUCAAAUGGAUUUUGCAGUUUUUUAGAUGGGUUUCCACCAGAUUUUGUAACUUUUUAGCUGGGUCAGGAUUCAUGAUUGUCUUGCUCCUGAAAAGUCUUUUUGCUGUAUAAUAAUGAUUAAUUCUGAGACAGCCAGACCUUGUGCUGCUGUGCUGUUGAAGAUUUAAUUUUUAGCUCCCCAGCUGUCAAUAUUAAUUUAUCUUGUCAUUAAUUAACCACUGCCUUCUGGUCAAAAUCUGCUUUAUCCUUGCCCAUGGAUUCCAAACAGACUCUGUAUUUUGUCUGCACAUUACCUGUGUUUAUAUGAACAUUGUUAUCAAAUAAAUAACAUAAAGACCA
Cyanistes caeruleus (blue tit) is the source of this 3854-nucleotide messenger RNA. It is a transcript of the gene CHAF1B, whose product is annotated as chromatin assembly factor 1 subunit B. Gene Ontology annotation, cellular component: CAF-1 complex; nucleus. NCBI's taxonomy places the organism in Eukaryota, Metazoa, Chordata, Aves, Passeriformes, Paridae. Gene Ontology annotation, biological process: DNA replication-dependent chromatin assembly; nucleosome assembly. Gene Ontology annotation, molecular function: protein binding. The record is from RefSeq and is a predicted model, not a curated record.